AUGUCGGCACCAGAGGAUAAUGGGCAACAGACGCUGCGGAACGUUCGGGUGUUAAACGCGUGGAAUUUCCCACUCCAGAUGAUUCCGGGAUUAUGCGAGGGGAGACCGCCGCUGCAGUCCCUUUCCAUCUACUUACCGGCACUCCAUGAGAGCGUAGGAGUCUGCAGAUAUCUCCUCGACAACCUGACGCAUUUGCAUCUCCGACAAGUGUUCUUGACACCCGGUAUUCCUCUUAUUCAUCUGCCAAAGGUUUGCUUUCUAGAUAUUGAGCUUCAACAUAUCGACAAAGUGGGGAUUCCGCUCAAACUUCCUCGCUUGACAAAGCUCGUUAUCACCUAUCAUUGUUCCUCUGACACACUCCCCCCAGAGAUCCACAACUUUAUCGUCUCCUUUUCCAGCAAGCUCACAGACCUCGUCUUGCUCGGCUAUCAAAACAUGCCCUUUGUCUUGUUUGAACUCAUCCCUCUUCUCCCGCGACUGCAGUUGUACGGGACUGGCGCGCACUUUACGAGGUGUACAAUCGGGCUUUUAGAGAGCCAAUGGGCAGAGUGUGGAAAGGUGGAUACGUUGGUGAUCUAUGGAAUAGAAAGAAAGUGUGGGGAUAUGUUAAAGUGUCUCGUGGCGCUCUUUCUAUCCCGUCGACCGUUCAAGUCGCUUCGGAUCCCACUCACGUGGGCAGAGUUUAUCCACGAGGCCCAACAGAUGCGGUCGCACGCAAUGAGACGUAUCUUUGCACCGCUCUACUCGAUGAGCGUGCCCAUUUUCGACGCGGAUGGUGUAGGUCUCGCAGUUGACCAUUUGUACGAUUAG
Molecule: messenger RNA, 810 nt
Organism: Serendipita indica DSM 11827
Lineage: Eukaryota; Fungi; Basidiomycota; Agaricomycetes; Sebacinales; Serendipitaceae
Source: the annotation of a GenBank genome assembly